Molecule: messenger RNA, 1374 nt
Organism: Larimichthys crocea (large yellow croaker)
Lineage: Eukaryota; Metazoa; Chordata; Actinopteri; Sciaenidae
Gene: psma6l
Product: proteasome 20S subunit alpha 6, like
Exons: 7
Coding region: 167-907 (246 amino acids)
Biological process (GO): ubiquitin-dependent protein catabolic process
Cellular component (GO): proteasome core complex; proteasome core complex, alpha-subunit complex
Source: RefSeq, a predicted model, not a curated record
GUAAAACAUCUCUCCAUUACUCUGCUUACUGUUCAGUCGCAGCCACAGGCAUGCUGUUUCCUGUGCACUGACCGGCAAAAAGAGACGAGCUGUCGGUUAUUUCACACGAUAGAGAGUCCCGGUAAAGUCUGUGAAGUUCACCUGAGGUCAGGAGGAGACGGAGAAAAUGUCCCGCGGUUCAAACGCAGGUUUCGACCGUCACAUCACCAUUUUCUCACCAGAGGGCCGCCUCUACCAAGUCGAGUAUGCCUUCAAAGCCAUCUCCCAGGGCGGGCUGACGUCUGUCGGGGUCCGGGGGACAGACAGUGUUGUGGUGGUCACACAGAAGAAAGUACCUGACAAGCUGCUGGACUCCUCCACUGUGACCAACAUGUUCAGACUAACACCUCGCAUUGGCUGUGUGAUGACUGGGCACAGUGCGGACGGUCGUUCCCAGGUUCACCGAGCACGAGUGGAAGCAGGAGAAUGGAAAUAUAAGUAUGGUUAUGACAUCACAGCGGACGUGUUAUGUCGCAGGUUGGCUGAUAUCUCCCAGGUCUACACGCAAAAUGCAGAAAUGAGGCCUCUAGGCUGCUGCAUGAUCUUGGUGGCUGUCGACCCCCAGCAGGGUCCAGUCCUUUAUAAAUGUGACCCAGCAGGCUACUACUGUGGCUUCAGAGCGACAGCAGUCGGAGCCAAACAAACAGAGGCCAACAGUUACCUGGAGAAGAAACUGAAGAAGAAGCCUGAACUGACCCACGAAAGGACAGUACAGUUGGCUAUAUCAUGUCUGUCCUCUGUCCUGUCCAUGGACUUUAAGGCCAAUGAGCUGGAGGUCGGCGUGGUCACCAAGGAAAGCCCUAAGUUCAGGACGCUGUCGGACGAGGAGGUAGAAGUCCAUCUGGUUGCCAUAGCAGAACGGGAGUAAAGCUGCCCUCACAAACUUCAGACUGCGGUUCAUCAUAGUAUUUCAGUUUCAGUGUGCUUGUUUUAGCCCAGUUCAACAUCAUGUCAUUCACCUGUUUGUUCAGGGAGGUUAAUCAUGCAUGCCUGAAGUAGAAACUCUGUUUUAAAGGAUCGAUAAAAGGUUUGAUUAAUAGUUUUUUACCAGACAUUCCCAGUGGGCUUUUAAAAAAAAUAUAGAAAAAAGUGGCACAAUGUUUAAAUUCUGAUUUUGCACAUUAAACCAUCUUUAGUGGAUAAAACAAGCAACACAUACUUAACAUGCAACAUAUUUGUCAUACAGCUUAUUUCAGCUUUCAGCUUUUAUUUCCAUGUUUAUUACACAGACCAUGUUGUCACCUCCACACUUGUAAAGUCGCAAUAAAAACUGUCAUCAGAUUCAUUGUAAACCCUUUUAAAACAACAGUCAUAAUAAAACUAAACAGAAAAGAA